AUCAGGAGGUAAGAUAGACAGAUAGGAUAGUCUCUUCCUGAGUCGUGCUGCGUGCUGAGUGGAGCUGUUCUCUGCUCACAGAGUAUGGACUAAACCCUGAAAACAUUCAAGUUAUUUCUCUGUGGAAAGACUUGUGCAGCAUUAAAGAUGAGCGACCAGGACAGCAGCAGCUCCUCCUCUUCUCAAACAGAGGAAGAGAUGGAGAAAGAGGAGAAGAAGGAGGAGGACGAUGAAAAACACAGAGACAGCGCGGCCCAGAGUCUGUCCAGCUUCUCCUCGUCCCUGCGCGCCGUCAUCCGCAUCAAACAGAAGUACACGGCCCUGAAGAAGAGGCGUCAGGAGAUGGCUCUGAGCCUGGCAGCAGCGGGAGCAUUCACAGGAGCUCCGAGCAGAGCCAGCCCCAAGAUCUUCACCUUCGACGGGGUCUCCCCUUCGGCCUUCUCCUCCCUGUCGUCCUCCGCCUCUCAGAAGAAGAAGAGGAGGAAGAGGAGGCGGGUUAUGUUUCCUAACAGUGGAGGGUGCAGGAGCCCGCCCCGGCCGGAGCGCAGCCGAGCGCAAUACUGCCUGUACCUGCUGUUUGCCAUUGUCUUUGUGCAGGUGUACAACGCCAUAGAGAACCUGGACGACCACGUCCUGCGGUACGACCUGGAGGGGCUGGAGAAGACUCUGAGGCGGGAGGUGUUUGGACAGCAGGGGGCGGUGGAGGGUCUGAUAGCCCACCUGAAGGACUACCUGUCCACCUACGUCCACAACAAGCCCCUGGUGGUGUCGCUGCACGGCCCCAGCGGCGUGGGGAAGAGCCACCUGGGACGCCUGCUGGCCGGACACUUCCGCUCGGUGGUCGGCGAGACCCUGGUGCUGCAGUACUACGUCCUGCACCACUGCCCCCUGGAGGCCGACGCCCCGCAGUGCGCCCGGGACCUCUCCACCGCCAUCUCCGAGAUGGUGGAGCGGGCUGAGUCGGAGGAGAAGAUCCCGCUCUUUAUCUUCGACGAGGCGGAGCACAUGCACGGCGAGAUCCUGGACGCCCUGUGGCAGCUCGUCGCCUCCAAACAGUCCAACGAGUACCUGAACGCCAUCUACCUGUUCCUGAGCAACCUGGGUGACACACACAUUACUAAACACAUGCUGCACAACUCGUCGAGUAAUUCUUUGGCUGCGUCGGACCGCCUGGUGAACGAGCUGACCCCUGUUUUAAGAAACAUUCUGGAGAAGCUGCACCGGCUGUGGACAGAAGCGGACAUCUUCCCUCUGGGCCUGCUGGAGAAAGAUCACGUGAUUCAGUGUUUCCUGGAUGAAAUGAGUCGCGAGGGCUUCUACCCGGAUCAUCCCAACAUCGAGCGCCUGGCGGGGGAGAUUAAAUAUUACCCCGCCGUAGGGGAUCGCGAAUAUUCCCAGACAGGCUGCAAACAGGUGGUGGCAAAGGUCAACCUGCUGUGAACUGUUUGGAUGUUUCACAUUCUUUGAACCCUGGAGAAAAAACAGUGUGAGAGGAGCCAGAGAGUUUCCAUGGUUACCGAACUUGAAUGACAAAAAAAGCGGUUGUGAAAUAAUGUAAAAAAAAAAAAGGAUAGAGAUGAGGAGCAGGCUUGAUGCUGAAGACGUUCGACUGUGUGGUGGUGAGAAAAUCCUGUGAAGAAGUUUGAAAUCGCCCGCAUCACUAACACUCCUUUAACUACACUUUAACAUGCUUUGGGGUCUGCCGGACUAAUGGGAAAGUUUUGUUUACCUGCUUUUGUCGAUUACUUCAGCCUGCAGCAGUUAGCUGUUCUCUUUAAUCAUGUAACCUGUCAGGACAAACGCACGGUCAUCGUAAGUGUUUAGUUUAACACCAACUGGCUCAGAUAUGGAUUCAAACUGUCUGAGAACUUUUUCCUGAAGUUUAAUCUUUUUAAACAAGAAACAGCUGUUAUAGCUACACCGCUAUCUUCACAGCCACCCGACUCCAUUGACCAAAAAAUGUAUUUUUACCAUGCUUAGCUCUUCAUGGUUUGGGUGAACUGACCCUUUAAAUCCUUUGGAAUAACUCACAAUCAUACGUCAUCAAGCAGUUUAACCAGACAUAGGAGGAGAGUGAAACUAAUACUCGUUCAGAUGAUGCAUCAGUUCAAGUAAUGUUGGGAUGUUUGAAGUCUCUCAUCAGAAAAUGUCAAAUGUAAUGCAGCUUUAACGCUAGUGCAAGUCUGCAGGUUCUUUACAUAUUUCCAUUUAAUCUACUGUGUACAUGCAUCUAUUUUAACUUGAGACUAAUUACCCCCCCCUCCCUCCCACUUUUAUUCAAGGCAGGGUUGGUAAUUUUUAAAAAAAUAGCAUGAUUUUGAAAGUAGCAUUCCCUCAGUGCUCCGUCUGCACCCCCUCCCCUCUGUGCUCCCUCUAAAGCCACGCCCCCUCACUUACAUGCAUGAGCGGCGCAGCUCCAGAAGCGGACCUCAGCUCAUCGCUUGCAUCGUGUAGAGAACGAGCAGGGAGACAGGGAGGCGCCUGAUUGGUUCAUCAAAUUGGUACCUUGACCCUACCACUGGUUGAAGGUUUUACAGGCUUACAACUUCUACAGAUGACUUGAGACUAUUUCAACCAAAAUCUUUAAAAAAAAGUCUAUCUGGAGAAAAUGACCAACCCUGCCUUUAAGGUUUAUUUAUUAUUGCAUGGAAGUGCUACAUGUUCACAUCCAUGAUCUGUAAGUUACACGUCAUGUUAGACUUGCACUAGCAUGAAGACCUGAUGAGUUUUAAUGGAGUCAUGAAUAUUUCCAUGUCCUGUAUUAAGUUUGUAUUUUUGUAUAUAAACUUUUACAUGAAAUUAAAGAAACAGUUUUGAAAAA
Messenger RNA from Labrus mixtus (cuckoo wrasse), 2821 nucleotides. It is a transcript of the gene tor4aa, whose product is annotated as torsin family 4, member Aa. The transcript has 3 exons. The coding region runs from base 148 to 1440 and encodes 430 amino acids. Gene Ontology annotation, cellular component: endoplasmic reticulum lumen; nuclear envelope. The record is from RefSeq and is a predicted model, not a curated record. NCBI's taxonomy places the organism in Eukaryota, Metazoa, Chordata, Actinopteri, Labriformes, Labridae. Gene Ontology annotation, molecular function: ATP binding; ATP hydrolysis activity.